AUGAACCUUUCUUCGGAAACCCUGUUAAUUUUACUGAUUCUACCACUGAUCACCAUGUGUUCUGGCACCAGUAACAAGAGCAGCAAACCAGCCGACAACAAAGUAAGUCCCGUAUGUUUAGUAGUGUUUGGGAAAGAGUGAAAAGUGAUUAGGAAAUACGUUUAGUUCCAUUGCAUUCUUUAUGGCGAAUUGACUGCGUCACUGACUGAAGCUUUUCCUUUUUCAACAAUUUCCAGAAAGGGGGUAAAAACGUCAAUUGCCAGACACAUGGUGUAAAACUGAGAAGAGAUUGGAUUUUUAAAAUGAUAUAUUUUUUGUGGUUGCAUGACCUUUUCAGUAGAGAAAUCCCCUCAAAUAUUUGUUUUCCUGUUUUUCUUCUGCAAUUCAUAUUUUUAAUUUCUAAAACCGUACCUGUCCAUUGUGUUUACCAAUAUUUGAUGGAGGGACUAAAUGUUUGGUUGUUAUAUUUUUGUUUCCAUCACAGUCUCUUUCACAGUGUUAUGGCGGACAACCAGGGACAAAUGGUAUUCCUGGGAUGCAUGGCAUGCCGGGAUCUCCUGGGGCACCUGGCCGUGAUGGACGUGACGGAACAAAAGGAGACCGGGGCAGUACGGGAAAGGCUGGGCCCCAAGGACCUCCUGGCCUUCAAGGAAACAAAGGUCCGAAGGGAGAGCCUGGUGUCCAGGGUCCUACAGGUCAAAAGGGGCAGCGAGGGGAGAAAGGCGAGAGUGAAAAUACAGGGGCGUCUCAGCUUUCCUCGCAUAUGAACUGGAAAGAAUGUACAUGGAAGAGUGGAGACGGCAAAGACUCGGGAGUGAUCCAAGUACUAAUAACUCAACAGAUAUUGAACUUUGCAAUUUUUGUCUUUAGCAUUAAGAGGUUACUGACAAAGAGUUACUGGGACCGAGUGAUUUAUCAUAAGAUUAGUGACAACUUUCUUAAUCAUUGAAUUGUAUCAUUAACUGCCUUGAAGAUGGUUUUUGAGUUUCAAUGUAAUUAAGUCUCCCAUUUUUGUGGCGAAAGAUAAAUAGGUACAAGACAAACUAAUUAUUGGAUGUUGUAACUACAUUUACCCAUAAUAAUCAUUUUCUCUGCACAGAACUGCGAGUUCAUGAAGAACUUCACAGACACUACCCUCCAUGUCUACUUUGCUGGUAACCUCAGGAUUCAUGGAUGUGACGACUGCUGCAGCCGUUGGUAUUUCACCUUCAAUGGCGCCGAGUGCAGCUCUCCUGGGUCGAUUGACGGUGCGUUUUACAUGAAAACUGGGAGGAACCACGAUCUUCAUCGUCACCGCCAUAUUGAAGGUCACUGUAACAACAUUCACAGGGGAAAGGUGCGAGUGGGGUUCUGGGUUGGAAGCUGCAACACUGGCCAUAAGAGUGCUGACGCGUUCACAGGCUGGGCCACGAUGUCCCGGAUCUUCAUUGAAGAGGUGUCAAAGGCUCAGCAGUAAAAACGUCACACGUGAUAAACUGGACUUUUUGGACAAAUUAAAGAAAACUAUUCUUGGAACUUGUAGAC
This is a messenger RNA of Pocillopora meandrina, 1524 nucleotides long. The record is from the annotation of a GenBank genome assembly. Lineage: Eukaryota; Metazoa; Cnidaria; Anthozoa; Scleractinia; Pocilloporidae.